CUACAUAUUUACCUAGUUAACUGCGUCCAGGUCUCCGCCCCGUCACAGAAAAAAAGCACCGUUUGCUGUCUUCCGUCAAGCGAGGAAUCUCACCCCCUCCCCCCUCCGCGCGCGCACCGGCACUUGUUCAGCCCCACAGCUAUAUCUUCAAGGGAAAUGUCGCAUCCUCGCACAUUUCUCUACUUUGACUUUGCAUCUCAUACAUACUUACAUACUUCGAGAAAUCCACACGUUCUGUAGCCUACGAGCAAUGUUCACAUCCUAUUGCUACCGGUGGGGAGGCGGUUUCACUCUUGCCUGGCUUCUCCUCCUCCGCGCCGCUUCCGCCCACCCUCACAACACUUCCGUCUCCCUUCCCGAAGGAGCUACCAACCACGGUGACCCAAAUCUUUUGUGUCUACCCACCUCUUGGAGCGACUUCGCAUUGUUCUUCCUGCUCAACUAUUUUGCGCAUGCGGCAACCGUCAAUCCUCUACCCGGCGAGAGGUUCCGGUCCACUGUCAUCAGUUCCGUGCUCGCCCUGUUCUACCCCUACGCUGGGAUGUAUCGAGGAAUAAAUGGGAUAAUGCGUUGUGCCAUACGUACUAAGGAUGAACUCGGGCGAGCAGCUAUUGCAGAGGCGCUCUGUGUAGUCAUCCGCUCACCAAAGUGGAAACCUAAGGGCGGCCAGGUUUUCCCUAUAAUCGAUCAACGGAAGGUCAACUCGACGAUCGAUACGGAGGAAACCCUCGACGCGCACCAAGGAGUGUCUUCUCCCACGAAGGAGAGCCAGAUGGAGAUCCCGAGCGGUUCUGUCGGUCCACAGUCAAUCUUAAUGUGUGUCGGUAAACCCAAGUGGUUCUUAUCCGAAUCACUUAACCCUCUAGUCGACGCCGGGAUGGAAGGAUCACGUAUCGUUCAUGGCCUAUAUAAGCUGCCAAAGGGCUACCGGCUAGCAAUCCUGCCGUCGCACGCCACAGUGAUCCCCAUUGAGCAAGACCAGGCUCCUAAUGGCGUCCGUAUAUCCUCGUCCUACAAUGCGCUGAAGAUCGUGAUCGCGGUCGGUCAAUCCAUAUCAUCGGCAAUUAUCCUGUAUCGAACUCGGGGGGCCCAGAUCGAAAGAUAUGGAUACUCGGCGUUCGGUCUUACGGUCAUUCCAUACGCCAUGAUGUCCAUCGUCAACCUCGUCGGGAGUUUAUUAACCCCAGAAUACCCAACCCUGUAUCUGGUCAGCUCGCGCGAGAUGGAUGAGGCGAGAGCAUGCGGAGGACUGUUUGAUGGUGUGGUUGGGAAGGUUGUUGAGGCCAGUGCGGGUGGGGAAGACCAAAAAUUCGCGACUUUCGGAGUCGAGGACGAAACCGGCGCCCCGAGCACAGUCAGGAUUGGAUCCGAAGAACGGACAUACGGUUUCGUUGAAGCUUGGAAAGCGGAUAUUACUAUCCCAGCAUGUUCUGCCUUUCCUUCUCAAGAUUCGUGUUUUCGGGAAAUGGCUGGAGUGAGGGCCAUGAGGUGCAUAGGGAUUGUCGAAUUGCUUUCCAUUUUACCCUACGUUACCAUACAUGCCCUUACUCGUUUUCGGCCCGCAAAUAGUACGCUAGCGCAGCGUGUGUGGUCAAUGCUAUGGUUGACGGUAGGUAUCAGUAACGGAUUGGUGGCGCCGGUAGUCAGAGCAGGUAUCAACAGCUUUGCACAAUUGAAGUCCACCGGCUCUGCCUAUCCUAGGGCAAUGCUUGCAAUGAUUAUAAUAGCUAUAGUACCAUUCGUGGUUUACUCCGCCGCAGCGAUUGGAGGGAUGGUCACUAUUGGCCUAAUGCUUAAGGAAUUUGGAACAUGCACGAGAAUUUAGGGUAUAGAGAGUAUUAAUGGCGGUGGAGAAUGGCGGAAUCUAGUGGGGAACCCUAUGUUUUAGGUACAUACUUCAUACGAGGCGGUGAUCAAAUGAGAUUAUGUACGAGGUUGAAAAGUGCAG
Tricharina praecox is the source of this 1948-nucleotide messenger RNA. RefSeq lists its product as uncharacterized. The transcript is spliced from 2 exons. The coding region runs from base 251 to 1825 and encodes 524 amino acids. The record is from RefSeq and is a predicted model, not a curated record. Lineage: Eukaryota; Fungi; Ascomycota; Pezizomycetes; Pezizales; Pyronemataceae.